AUGUCGAACUAUCUGCCUCUCUAUGCGGCCAUGUCGGUGUUGAUGGUCGACGCCGUCAUCGAGGUCGCCUUUGUUGGAUCUAUGGUUGGCUUUCUCCACGACCGAGCAGGAAAGUUUUUCACCAUCAACGCGCCUAACGGGGCCUUCGACCUGCACGGCAAGCCCGUGGGACUUCUCGCCGACCAGGGUCACACCAGCAAUGGCGCGGCCGGAACCGCUCUCGUACUCGUCGGUUGGUUGGGACUUCUCACGAUUUGGUACGAGAAGAGACGAGCCAGGAAGACACAAACAACAAGCCACUCCGGCAUCUUCAUCUUCUGGGUCGUGAUGACCGUUCUCUCAGCGAUGCUUACGCUGGCCGCGCUGAUCUACACCUUCGUCCUCACUGCCCAAACCGACGAUCAGAGCAUCAACCUGACAGUCGCCGCCGCGAAUGCCGAGCCCCUAAUGUAUCCGCUCGACAAGUGGACGCCCGAGAACUGGUUUGUCGCGGUGCUGGCCCUGCCGCUUGCGCACGACAGCGAUCGGUCCAAAAUCAGCAACAACCUGCGCCUGAUGAGAGGCUGGCGAUGGAACCUCAUCCCCUUGUUCAUCCUGGGGCUCGUUGUCGCCUCGUUGGCCGUGUGGGAACUGGUCUCCAGCCGGAGAUGGAGACAGGGUGACUCCAAGGAGAAGUUCCGAGGUUCGACCCAAACCUAG
Messenger RNA from Cladophialophora carrionii CBS 160.54, 699 nucleotides. RefSeq lists its product as uncharacterized. The coding region runs from base 1 to 699 and encodes 232 amino acids. The record is from RefSeq and is a predicted model, not a curated record. The transcript is spliced from 2 exons. NCBI's taxonomy places the organism in Eukaryota, Fungi, Ascomycota, Eurotiomycetes, Chaetothyriales, Herpotrichiellaceae.